Molecule: messenger RNA, 1879 nt
Organism: Drosophila eugracilis
Lineage: Eukaryota; Metazoa; Arthropoda; Insecta; Diptera; Drosophilidae
Product: carboxylesterase 5A
Exons: 2
Coding region: 28-1839 (603 amino acids)
Biological process (GO): synaptic vesicle endocytosis; presynaptic membrane assembly; neuron cell-cell adhesion
Cellular component (GO): postsynaptic membrane; synapse; cell surface
Molecular function (GO): neurexin family protein binding; signaling receptor activity
Source: RefSeq, a predicted model, not a curated record
GAAAGAUGUGAAGGAAACGGACGAAUCAUGGAUUGCAAAAGGAACGUCCUAGCUUAUUUGGCUUUGUUUUUUCACGUAGUCAGUAAUUAUUGUUUAAUACAUGUGCAAUGUGUGGACGCGCCGUUUAUACAUAUUCCGGGAAACGGGGUAAUAUCCGGAACAUAUCUGAAAAUGUUCCGAACCCAAAAUAUUAAGGCCUAUCUUGGCAUUCGGUACGCACAUGCCAGGAGAUUUCAACCGCCGGAUAUCGAACUAACACCGUGGAAGGGAAUUUUCAAUGCAACUGUUUUCCAACCGAACUGUUGGCAAAAUUCCAUGCCUUCAGUGGGUAAAGAAAGUGAACAGAUCCUGAAAAUUAUAUCCUCCGAUUCGAAUUCCGAGGACGGUGGCAGAAAAUUCGAGGAAAACUGCUUGUAUCUGAACGUUUUUGUACCUGAUGGAUUGCCCGAAAUCAAUGGAUAUGCAGUUGUUGUGUGGAUCCACUCCGGCGAUUUUUCCACUGGCAGUCCAGAAGACGUAGAACCAUUUCAAUUGGUGUUUAAGCAGAAGGUGAUUGUGGUGACUUUUUCAUAUCGCCUGAAUAUCUUUGGAUUUUUCACAACCGACGACGGGGAGGCCCAGGGGAACUAUGGACUAAUGGAUCAGUCGGCAGCUCUUUAUUGGGUCAAAAAGAAUAUAAACUUCUUUGGAGGAGACUCUAACCGAAUCACCCUGAUGGGACACGACGCUGGUGCCGUAAGUGUGGCGCUCCACAUGACAUCGGGUGAGUGGUCGAAAGGUGGUUUCCACAAGGCAAUCAUAAUGUCGGGGAAUCCUUUGAGCCCCGUCAAAAUGCCGAAUGAGUAUGAGGGUUCUCUGGACCAAGUUUCAAGCACUUUCGGCUGUCCGCGUAGACCAACUUCGAUGUUUAUCCAGUGCCUUAAAAGGCUCGAUGCCAAGAGGCUCUCGGAGAAUUUGCCAUCUGUGACUUGGGGUCCUGUUGUGGACUUUGGAUUGAGUAACACCUCAUAUCCGUUUAUAGAGAAUCAGCCGGAGAUCCUGUUCAAGAAAGGCAGCUAUCACAGAGUUCCCGUCAUCAUCGGUGUAACCGACAUGGAGGAGGUGCUGACUUUGUUCAAGGAUAACCUUGAUACAGAAAUAAGCGCUUCAGAUCUGGAGGGGUUUUUCACUGAUAUCGCUGUGAACGACAUGCACAAACUUGUCCGUAACUACGAGUGGUGCUCCAAUUACGAGUUGAUAUCCGAUGCCAUUAACUUCAUGUAUGCAAAUGACUCCGAUACGGAUGUCAAAAAGGCCAACAAACAUAUUAUAAGUGCCCACACGGAAAAGUUCUACAUUACACCUAUGCAGACGUUUGCCGAUCUGAUAAGUAAUGACAGCGAGGUCUAUAGUUACCUGUUUAAGAUGAGACCCAGGUCGGUGCUCCAGGAUCUUCCCAAGUGGAUAAGUGUGCCUAAGUACUUCGACCAGGUUUUCGUCUGGGGCAAUCCCUAUAUGACCAACUCUGUUGACUGGAAGUCAACCGAUAAGAAAAUUGCUGACAUAAUUAUGACCUUGUGGGCGAACUUUGCCAAGACCUCGAACCCCACAAAGUCGAACGUUUAUGUGAAGUGGAACGCCAUGACCCCCAACAAUGACUCAGUGCUUCUAAUCGACGAGAGCUUCAACACGGACAACUUACUGAACAAUCAGCGGAUUAACUUUUGGAAAACGCUUUACCCGAAAAUCCUCGUCUUCUCCGCGGAUUGUUGCAAUUCCACAUUCUCGGGUAGUGCCUUAGUGAUCGCAACAUACGUUCCAAUAUUAUGUACUCUUGGCAUUAUCGUUAACAUAUUUUGAAUAAAGAGAUCCUGCAAAUAGAUACCGCUUUGACCCUCUG